Messenger RNA from Rotaria sp. Silwood1, 987 nucleotides. The record is from the annotation of a GenBank genome assembly. Lineage: Eukaryota; Metazoa; Rotifera; Eurotatoria; Philodinida; Philodinidae.
AUGGAUAGUUCACCAACGGUUAGUUAUCAAAAAUGUUUUACUGCUAAUAAAAUUGAUGAUCAUAUAUGGCUUGGUGAUAUUGAUUCAUCACAAAAUCAUGAAGCACUUGAUGCUCUUAAUAUUACACAUAUAUUAACUGUUCUUGACUUUGAUCCUACAUGUUUAAACGAAGAUCGUCGUAUUCGUAAACAUGUACGUGCUUAUGAUAUGCAUACAGUUGAUUUAAUUGGUGAAUUUGAAUCAUGCUAUCAAUUUAUUGAUGAAGCUGUACGUAACAAUCAAAAUGUUCUUAUUCAUUGUCAUGCAGGUAUGUCUCGUAGUGCAACGAUUGCUUGUGCUUAUUUAAUGAAAAAAUAUAAUUUGUCUUAUGAUAUGGCACUUGAACAAUUGAGAACUAAACGUCCAUGUGUUUAUCCAAAUCCUGGAUUUGCAAAACAAUUACGUCUUUAUCAUUCUAUGAAUUAUUCUUAUAAUCCUGAACAAUCACAACGUAAACCUAUAACCUCACUGGAUCAUGUUUCAGUAGAAAAUAAUUUCGAUGAUAUUAUUCCAAUGACUAAAACUAAUGCAUAUUCAAUUGAAUAUAAAUGUAAAUUAUGUCGUCAUGUUUUAUUUACUGAUAACGAUCUUGUGGCACAUAUUAUUGGUAAAGGUCGAUUUGAUAUUCAAUCACGUAGUUCAGCAUAUAAAGCAAAACAAAAUGCUGAAUCAAAUGAUAAACACUAUUGUCAACAAGAAUUAUUUACCAUACAACCUGAAUGGUUAAUAGAUAUAUAUGAUAAAGAAACAAAUGAUGGUGACAUUGUAUGUCCAAAUACAAAAUGUCAAGCUAAACUUGGUCGAUAUUCACUUGUCGGUGAAAAAUGUACAUGUGCCAAAUGGGUUAAUCCUGCAUUUCAUUUUCAUCGAAGUAAAAUAGAUGAAUGUCCUGUUGGAAAAAAUGAUCAAAUUGAAAAACUUUUAUUGAAAAGAACUAUUCCUGUUUAG